This is a messenger RNA of Camellia sinensis, 1774 nucleotides long. The record is from RefSeq and is a predicted model, not a curated record. NCBI's taxonomy places the organism in Eukaryota, Viridiplantae, Streptophyta, Magnoliopsida, Ericales, Theaceae.
UACAAUUAGAAUUUAGAGGAGAAACCAUACAUCAGACAUCAAACCUUCAUAAGCUUCUUGUGUAUGUGACUCUAAAUGGAUCUACUAAAACCAAGCCCUGCUAAUUCAUGUCCUCUCACUCCUCUAACAUUUCUCGAAAGAGCAGCUACAAUUUACGGUGACUGCCCUUCCAUUGUGUACAACACCACCACUUACACGUGGUCACAGACUAACUGUCGAUGCAUCCGACUGGCUUCUUCCAUUGCAUCACUUGGCAUCGGGAGGGGCCAGGUGGUGUCCGUCGUGGCCCCCAACAUACCCGCCAUGUACGAGCUACAAUUUGCUGUCCCCAUGACCGGUGCAAUUCUUAACACCGUUAACACACGCCUUGAUGCCCGUAUGAUAUCAGUGCUCCUCAAUCACAGCGAAUCAAAACUCGUAUUCGUAGAUUCACAAAUGAAAUCUCUUGUCAUCCAAGCGAUCACAUUGUUGCCAUCCGAAGCCCAACACCCUCUUCUCGUCCUCAUCACGGACGAUGAGGUCUCUUUUAAUCUAUCAUCAUCAACGGCUGUGGACAUUGGUUACGAGGAUUUGGUAAACAGGGGUGAUCCGGAGUUCAAGUGGGUCCGACCUGAAAACGAGUGGGACCCAAUGGUCUUAAACUAUACAUCCGGCACAACCUCAUCUCCCAAGGGUGUGGUCCAUUCCCACCGUUCGAUUUUCAUCAUCACAGUCGAUUCUUUAAUCGAUUGGGCAAUGCAAAAGCAACCCGUUUACCUGUGGACCCUACCAUUGUUUCAUUCCAACGGUUGGAGCUUCUCUUGGGGAAUGGCAGCCGUUGGUGGGACCAACAUCUGUCUACGAAAAUUCGACGUGGCACUCGUCUACCAUUUGAUAAAUAGAUACAAUGUAACACAUAUGUGUGGUGCACCCGUGGUGCUAAACAUGCUAUCAAACUUUAUUUCAACACCUUUGAAAAAUCCAGUCCACUUUUUAACUGGCGGAGCUCCACCACCGGCGGCGGUGCUCCUCCGCGUUGAAUCGAUGGGUUUUGUGGUAAGUCACGGGUACGGGUCGACGGAAGUGGCUGGGGUGGUGGUGUCAUGCGCGUGGAAACAGAAUUGGAAUACAUUGCCGGCGACAGAUAAGGCGAGGAUGAAGGCUAGACAAGGCGUGAGGACAGUUUGCAUGACUGAGGCGGAAGUAGUGGAUUUCGUGUCGGGAAUGAGCGUGAAGCGAGAUGGGAUGACGCUAGGAGAGAUUGUUUUAAGAGGUGGGUGUCUGAUGCUAGGUUAUUUUAAAGACCCAGAAUUGACAUCUCAAUGCAUGAGAGCUAAUGGUUGGCUAUAUACUGGAGAUGUGGGAGUGGUGCACCCAGAUGGUUACUUAGAGAUCAAGGAUCGAUCCAAGGACGUAAUUAUAAGUGGUGGCGAGAAUGUGUGUAGUGUUGAGGUUGAAUCGAUUUUGUAUAGUCACCCGGCGGUUAAUGACGCCGCGGUGGUUGCCAAACCCGAUGAGUUCUGGGGAGAGACUGGUUGUGCUUUUGUAAGUUUGAAGGAUAGGAUUGAUGAGAAGGUGAGGGAAAAUGAUGUGAUCGAGUUUUGUAGGGCUAGGUUGCCACAUUACAUGGUGCCCAAGACUGUGGUGUUUAUGGAAGAACUUCCCAGAAGCUCAACGGGGAAGAUCCACAAGUUCUCUCUCAGAGAUAUUGCAAAGAGCAUGGGCUCAUCGCCACCCGGUGGAAUGUAGAGUUAUUGAUCAAAUCCACCUUUUUUUUUUAAAUUAACUUUUGCAA